Messenger RNA from Cucumis melo (muskmelon), 5107 nucleotides. RefSeq names its product 18S rRNA (guanine-N(7))-methyltransferase RID2-like. The coding region runs from base 4041 to 4907 and encodes 288 amino acids. The transcript has 9 exons. Gene Ontology annotation, cellular component: nucleolus. Gene Ontology annotation, molecular function: rRNA (guanine) methyltransferase activity. The record is from RefSeq and is a predicted model, not a curated record. Gene Ontology annotation, biological process: rRNA (guanine-N7)-methylation. Lineage: Eukaryota; Viridiplantae; Streptophyta; Magnoliopsida; Cucurbitales; Cucurbitaceae.
GGAAUUUUCUUUCAAGCAACGUUCAUGAUCAGAGAGUAUUUUUGGGUUUUGACUUGUUACGAGUGAAAUGUUAUUUCCUGCUUUCACGUUCCAUUUUCUAUUCGGUUGACUAAAUUGUGGUUUAUUGAAGUUUAUGGACUAAAUUGUUACUAGACUAGAUAAACUAAACCAUACCUCUACGAAACUUUAAGGAUCAAAUCUGUUUGCCUUAUGACUUCUUUCUUAAGUGUUUGUCGUUUGCUCGUUGGUCUUUUGCUGACUUUGGCUUAACGUUCAUGUGUUCUCUAGCUUUGAUUUCCUUUCUGGAUAUGGUUUGUUAUGAUUUUAAGUGUUUGCCUUUUGAUGUCUCUUCGUUGUAUCUCAAUAGUAUUGUCUUCUUUUGUUAUUCUCAACUGCUUUAUUCUCUUGAAGGCUAAUGUAUAUUUUUAGGCCUUGGUCUCUUUUAAACUAGUAUAUAUCUUAAACUAACAUAACAUAAUGAGAAUCAUCUUUUUUUGACUACUUCAACACUAAAGUACAUAUAAGCAGUUUGAUACAAUAACCAAAAGAAUGUUGUGGAAAUAUAAGUAAUAAAACACAAAGCUAACAAAAAUACUUGGACUCAACUUUUAGACUAUACCUUUCUCUAACAACAUUUUACUUCUCAAUAUCCAAUGCAUCCAUACCAGCAUAAAUGAAGAUAAAAAUCUCUGCCACAAAAGAUAAUGUUGCAAAAGCAUGGCUGUAAGUAUCAAUGAGUGAUCACAAACAAAUCAAUUCUAUAAAUACUUCAGCAUAAGAUUUCAAUUACAAUAAAACUUGAAAAUGAGGUUUCAAGCAAAAGAAUAAACGUAUCGUGGUAUGAGUUUGGAACUAUCAUUCCCGUUAUUCCAAGAUGUGUAGUGAGACAUGACAACCCCACAGAAGAAGACACUAAGAAUACCACUAAGAAGAAACAACUGCAAUAAUAAACUAUGAAUAUGUCAUCACAAAGGAAAUGGAAUAAAAAUUCAUACAAGUAAAGAUGAUUAUCCUUUUGACUUAACAACACAUAAGGAGAAGACUUACUUCAACAAUCUUAUACGAGAGGUAGACCAUCAAAAUCAUUGGAACAACUUCAUAAUCUGUAGGGUGCCUGAGAUGUGUUAUAUAACAUCUAUAUUAAUAAGCCAAGCACACCUUGCAAGUAAAUGUAAUUAACUGCACGGAAGUAUACUAUUAGUGAAUGUAACCCUUCACACGAUCUCCUCAAUGAGAUCUUCAGAUUGUUACAGGACAAGGGAAAGAUAAUAUACAUCCCUACAUUUAGUCAUUUGAACGAUAAAAAGAAAUUGAACAAUAUUCGUACCUGCCUAAGUAUAGUUCGUUUAUGAUAAAUGCACAUAGCAGCCCAACCUCCAAAAAAGAAAAUUAAAAAAUAUAAAGAUAUAACAAAAAAUCAAUGUAACCAAAGAGAAAACAUAAAUGAAUAAAAAGAACAACAAAUAAACGAACUUAUUUUUAGACCAUGAAUAUUAGAAGUUUCCAUUUUAACUUACUUUAUAUAAUUUAACAAACUAUAAAAGUUCAAUUGUUUUACAAAUCUUCACUGAGGGGGCAGAGCAAAAACAUAUAUACCUAAGAGAGCGGGAAAAUUGUAUACAUUUUAUAUUCAAUAAUUCAAUUGAAUUUCAGUUGGAAAAUCCUAACAUAGCAUUAGGUAAAGGAUACUGUAGUAAAAGAUUUAAUCACCAUAAUGAGAAUCUAUCUUAAUGAGAAUCUAUCUUUUUGUGUUUUAAUAUAUACAUAUCUACGCACAUUUGAGGAGUGCUUUACACAUACACGCACGAGAGAUAAUGAGUGCCUAGACAAAUUUUGCUCUCCUUGACUAUUUUUGUUACUAUUUCAUGUUCAAGUCAAUUCCAUCCUAUUCCAAAGAGAUAUUGAUACAUUUGAAGAGUUUUAUAGGUUUUAGAAGUGCAUCUUUAUUGGUUGCAAAUGCAACUCCAGAGAACUCUUAGUGGCAAGUUAUAAGAAGCCAAACCUUUAUUACUAAGCAAUACCAAUAUUUAAGAGAUGAUGAUUAUCCUAAACACAUAAAACUAAAAGCAAUCUUGUAUGACUAAACAAGUAUGGAAAAAGUAGGUUAAGUUCAUAGAUAUGAUUCACCUUUUUAGUCUGUGUGCCAAUUCCAUAGGGACUACCUAGUCGGCUGUGUCAAAUGUUAAUCAUCUCAUUAGAACAGUAGAACAAGUUUUAAGAAAGGAAAACCAAACUCUGAAAUGUUCUAUAAUGAGUGAAAUUACAUUAGUAAUCUUGGGAAGAUUUGACAAUUUCCUUUCCUCGUGUAAUGCUUGAAUCAGCUCCUUCUUUUGUUUACGGUUUUCAGUACACAAUUCCUAUAGUAAAAUCAAUUGACAUUUUAAAAUUUAAAGUAAGCUAUUUGCUGACAACAGAAAACUAAAUAGUUUUAAUAACAUUACAGGGUUGAACACACGGAGCCUCCCAUAGUAAUAGAAAUGGCUAAAGUGUCAACUUUGCAGUAUUUUGAUUGAUUGGUGCAUCUUGGUAUGGUGCAGUUUUUGUAUACCUAGGAUACAGUUUGGUUGUGUUUUUGUUUUUUUCUUUUUUUUAUAGAAUAGGGUUUUGUCUACCGUAGCUAAGAGCUAUAUAGAUGUCUGUAAAAGUUCCUUGGCUCCUGGAUUAUAGAAGACUUUGACAAUCGCUUUUAAAUUUGUUGAGCGGAAGUAACACUCAUGAAUGAUGUUCUAUUCUUGAUCAUAAUUUUGAGCCUGAACUCUAUGCGUGCCCAUCAUUUUAGUUGCUUGCCCACUCUCUCUCUCUGGUUGGGGAUGGUGAAGUACCUCAAUGCUGUUGGAAAGGGAGUGGUGAAGUACUUUGAUGCUGUUGGAAAGGGAGUUUAUAAUUUGAAGGACCAUAAGAAAUAUAGCUUCCGGAUUUGGCUUUAUGUAUUUAUUCAUUUAUUUGUUACUAGUUUUUGUUUUUUAGUAGUUCCAUGUGAAACCAAUUCAUAAUUGCUCAAUUUAUUUUUCAUCAAGGAUAUUUAGAUCAAGAAGUUGAUUUAUUUAUGGGGAAAAAGUCAAGUUGUAACCUUAAACUUCAUAGAUUGAGUCUGUUGAAAUUCUAAACUAGUAACUGUACCAAUUAAAUGCAAUCAAUUCUAGGCCCUUUGUUAGGAUUUCAUUUUAAAACCAUAAUUUUCAUGUGUAAACCAUUAAGUUGAUCCUUUUUUAGGUUUCCGUUUUGCACAACUUAAUUACAUACAGGAACUAAGUGGGCAGUAGUGAGUAGUAAUGACUUGCAUUAAUAUGACCGCAUUUUUUUUUUUUUUUAAUUUUGUCUGCUUUCUCUAAUGUUCUCUACUUAUUUUGGAAGAACUACCCUUUAUUUUUGGUAGAUUUAUGUAUCAAUUACUUGCUGUUAUUGCCAUUCUUGUUGUACUAUUUUUCUUUUUCUUGUAAAGUUGCCUCCUUCCAUAUCUCCAAAUACUUUUAUUUACUUCCGAAUACUUUUAUUUACUUCAUUAAUUUUCUACUUCAAUUCCUCCCAAGGCCAAACCAUUCUUUUCUACCGUCAUGUGUUACCCUUGAAGCCUCAAAUUGAUAUUCCAAGAAACCACUUUCUUGCGAUUCUUCCUUCCGCCCUCUGUACGACUAUUCUUCCCCAGCGGCGGCACCUUCCGCUGCAGCAGCAUCAGACAGACAACGGUGUCACAUUUGGACGAGCAACGACGCUACAGUAUGAGCGGCAGUAUCUUUGAACGGCAGAUUUUUCUGAUUUCUACAUGUUUGUUGGGUCGAUUUUAGUUUGCUUAUGAAAAUUGUUGUCUAUCGGGACUUCUCGAACUGUUGUGUGCUACAAUUUUUCUUUUGAUUUCUUGAAUGUGUUUUUCAAUUGAGGCGUUGUUCAUCUGUAUAUCUCUUUAGUCUUUGCUGACAUUACCUUGGUCUGUCCAUUGGGGAACAUGGAACGGAGCUUGCUCACUUGAUGGUCAUACUUUUUGAAUGUAAGUUUUAUUGUGUUUUUGAAGAUUUGGAGUUCUUUCCUCGUUUGCUUGAAAUAUGACUUCAAGACCAGAACUACAAGCUCCUCCAGAAAUAUUCUACAACGAUGCAGAGGCUCGAAAAUAUACUUCAUCCUCGCGUAUCAUCGAAAUUCAGGCAAAAAUCACAGAUAGAGCAUUGGAGCUUCUUACUUUGUCUGAUGACGGAGUCCCCAGAUUGCUUCUUGAUAUUGGCUGUGGAUCGGGUCUGAGUGGGGAAACAUUGUCUGAGCAUGGGCACCAGUGGAUUGGUUUGGAUAUAUCUCAAUCAAUGCUUAAUGUUGCAUUGGAGCGGGAGACUGAUGGUGAACUUUUACUUGGUGACAUGGGUCAGGGAUUAGGAAUUCGUCCUGGAGUUGUUGAUGGGGCUAUUAGCAUCUCUGCGGUUCAGUGGUUGUGCAACGCUGACAAGUCCUCUCAUAAUCCUCGACUAAGAUUGAAGGCCUUCUUUGAAUCGCUAUACAAAUGCUUAGCUAGGGGUGCAAGAGCAGUGUUGCAAGUUUAUCCUGAAAAUGUGCACCAGCGUGAGUUGAUUCUAGGUUUUGCCAUGCGAGCAGGAUUUGCUGGUGGUGUCGUCGUUGAUUACCCACACAGUGCGAGGAGUAGAAAAGAGUACCUAGUGCUGACUUGCGGUCCGCCAUCAAUUAGUACAACUGUUCCAAAGGGAAAAGAUGGAGACUGUGAGAGCUGUUCUGAUGAUGAUGUUGCUGAAGAUGAUGAAAAUCAAACCGUUCGUAUGGCAGCACCAAGGAAAAGGCAGAAAAUCAUGAAGAGAGGCAGAGGAAGAGAGUGGGUACUGAAGAAGAAGGAACAGAUGAGAAGAAAAGGAAACAUUGUCCCUCCUGACUCGAAAUACACAGCCCGAAAACGCAAGGCUUGCUUUUGAAUAUUGCAUUUUUCAUUUUAUUCUUGUGAUUACUUAAGCUAUUACAUAAAAAGUUAUAAGAAUUAUUGAGCUUUGAUUGAAUUUUUCCGUCCGUCUUCAAAUUCAACCAUAUAUAUUAUGUAUAUGGUGAAUGGAUUGAAGGCAGAGUGAAAUUUUGUAGUAUAUGUUAUCAGUUAUAUUAUUGAGAUUAGUUUUUAUAA